Messenger RNA from Scleropages formosus (Asian bonytongue), 576 nucleotides. Its product is annotated as fibroblast growth factor 4A-like. NCBI's taxonomy places the organism in Eukaryota, Metazoa, Chordata, Actinopteri, Osteoglossiformes, Osteoglossidae. The coding region runs from base 1 to 576 and encodes 191 amino acids. Gene Ontology annotation, molecular function: growth factor activity. The record is from RefSeq and is a predicted model, not a curated record. The transcript is spliced from 3 exons.
AUGGGGACUCUUCAAUGGCCCUUACUGUCCGUACUGGUACUGGGACUGGUGUCCAGUGUGGUGCGCUGCCUUCCUGCUCCGGGCCGGCAGAACCGCACCUCGGACCCACACUGGAGCUUCUACUCGCGUUCGUUGGGUCGGAUUCACGCGGAGAAGAAAGAAACCUCCCGGGACCGUGACUAUCUCACAGGAAUCAAAAGGCUACGCCGUCUUUAUUGUAAUGUUGGCAUUGGAUUUCACAUCCAGGUUUUGUCAGACGGAAGGAUCACCGGGGUACACAGUGAAAAUCGAUAUAGUAUUCUUGAAAUUUCUCCAGUGGAAAGAGGGGUUGUGACCCUGUUUGGAGUCCGGAGCCGGCUGUUUGUGGCCAUGGACAGCAAAGGGAAGCUGUAUGGAUCUGGUCAUUUCAACAAUGAAUGCACGUUUAAAGAAAAACUUCUGGCAAAUAAUUAUAAUGCCUAUGAAUCAAAAGUGUAUCGAGGGCUGUACAUAGCCUUGAGCAAAACUGGCAAAACAAAAAGGGGAAACAGAGUUUCACCAGCAAUGACAGUAACACAUUUCUUGCCAAGACUCUAA